GCUUCCACCCCCAUCCCGCGCGUGCGCCGUCGCCCUGUGCGGGAGGAAGCGGAAGUCAGGUGACCGGCAUGGCGGGGUGAAAGGUCGGCGAAGCGGUCGCUCCUUCCUUUUCCGGUUUGGGCGCCAUCGCAGCCGGAGCCUCGCGAUGGGGAAGUUCAUGAAGCCCGGGAAGGUGGUGCUCGUCCUGGCGGGGCGCUACUCGGGGCGCAAGGCGGUCAUCGUGAAGAACAUUGAUGAUGGCACCUCGGACCGACCGUAUAGCCACGCCCUGGUGGCUGGUAUCGAUCGGUACCCACGGAAGGUAACUGCUGCAAUGGGCAAAAAGAAGAUAGCGAAGAGGUCCAAGAUCAAAUCUUUUGUGAAGGUUUAUAACUACAACCAUCUAAUGCCCACCAGGUAUUCCGUUGAUAUUCCUCUGGACAAAACCGUUGUCAAUAAAGAUGUGUUCAGGGACCCUGCACUGAAACGCAAGGCAAGGCGCGAAGCCAAGGUGAAAUUUGAGGAAAGAUACAAGACUGGCAAGAAUAAGUGGUUUUUCCAGAAGCUGCGAUUCUAAACUUGUAACAUGGCUGCAUCAAUAAAUGUGUAUUCAAAACC
Molecule: messenger RNA, 597 nt
Organism: Chrysemys picta bellii (western painted turtle)
Lineage: Eukaryota; Metazoa; Chordata; Testudines; Emydidae
Gene: RPL27
Product: ribosomal protein L27
Biological process (GO): translation
Cellular component (GO): ribosome; cytosolic large ribosomal subunit
Molecular function (GO): structural constituent of ribosome
Source: RefSeq, a predicted model, not a curated record